GCGGUACCGCCACACUCCCUGUUGUCCAUAUAUAUCUGGGAGGCCAAAUUUGUCCAGACUUUGUGACUAGUUUGGAACAGCUAACAGUGGAAAAUGUCUCAGUACUCAGGAAAGAUCGUGUUCUAUGAGGGGAAAUGCUUCACCGGGAGGAAGCUGGAGAUCUGCAGCGACUGUGACAACUUCCAGGACCGUGGCUUCAUGAACAGGGUCAACUCUGUCCGUGUGGAGAGCGGGGCCUUCGUCUGCUAUGACCACCCAGACUUCAAGGGCCAGCAGUACAUUCUGGAGCACGGAGAGUACCCCGAAUUCCAGCGCUGGAAUUCCCAAAACGAUCACAUGGGCUCCUGCAAGCCAAUCAGGAUGCAUGGAGAGCACUACAGGAUGGAGCUGUUCGAGGGAGACAACUUCUCAGGCCAGUGUGUGGAGCUGUGUGAAGACUGCCCCUUCCUGCAGGCUCGUGGUCUGACCAAGAGCUGCGUCAACUCCGUCAAGGUUUAUGGAGAUGGAGCCUGGGUGAUGUAUGAGGAGCCUAACUACCGCGGACGCAUGUACAUCGUGGAGAGAAGAAACUACAGCACCCACAUGGAGUGGCAGGCGGAGAACCCCAGCAUCCAGUCUGUUCGCAGGGUGGCAAACUACUUCUAAAAGCCCCUCACAGUCACAGGCAAUGUGUCUGCGAGCGUCAGAUCAUCAACUGAGGAAAAACACACCCCACUGUCAAGUAAUCCCAUGCUGACUCUGUGGGGCAGUAAAAUAA
Molecule: messenger RNA, 757 nt
Organism: Gymnodraco acuticeps
Lineage: Eukaryota; Metazoa; Chordata; Actinopteri; Perciformes; Bathydraconidae
Product: gamma-crystallin N-A-like
Exons: 4
Coding region: 94-645 (183 amino acids)
Biological process (GO): visual perception; lens development in camera-type eye
Molecular function (GO): structural constituent of eye lens
Source: RefSeq, a predicted model, not a curated record